Molecule: messenger RNA, 345 nt
Organism: Anopheles bellator
Lineage: Eukaryota; Metazoa; Arthropoda; Insecta; Diptera; Culicidae
Product: trypsin-2-like
Exons: 3
Coding region: 1-345 (114 amino acids)
Biological process (GO): proteolysis
Molecular function (GO): serine-type endopeptidase activity
Source: RefSeq, a predicted model, not a curated record
AUGAAACAGGUUAUUGGUUCAAUAGUGUUCGCACUACUCUGCAGUGCUGUCCACACUGUACAACCCAACGGCACCGUAGAUGAAGAAUCGCCCCGUAUCAUUGGGGGUCUAGAUCUUGACUUCUCGUAUGCUCCUUAUAUACUGUUCAUGACGCUGUACAACAAUCCACAGUGUGGAGCAUCUGUAAUUUCUCAUUAUUUUGCCGUAACCGCCGCACAUUGUGUGCAUCAGAAGCCUGUCAAUGCAAUUACCCUGCGAGGAGGAAGCAGCUUCGUGUACUCAGGCGGCCAUUUGUUUAAAGUUAUUAAUGUUCAGUUUCAUAACCAACACGAUAUCGCCAACUAG